This is a messenger RNA of Micropterus dolomieu (smallmouth bass), 817 nucleotides long. It is a transcript of the gene uts2d, whose product is annotated as urotensin 2 domain containing. NCBI's taxonomy places the organism in Eukaryota, Metazoa, Chordata, Actinopteri, Centrarchiformes, Centrarchidae. Gene Ontology annotation, molecular function: hormone activity. Gene Ontology annotation, biological process: blood vessel diameter maintenance; regulation of blood pressure. Gene Ontology annotation, cellular component: extracellular region. The transcript has 5 exons. The coding region runs from base 116 to 484 and encodes 122 amino acids. The record is from RefSeq and is a predicted model, not a curated record.
CCCUCCUCCUGGCCCCUGAAAGGAUAAAUAUAUUGACAGGAUGGACCCAUGGCAGUGGAUCUCUUGCCUUGCUUGAGGGAGUGCUCAGUGUGCCGCAUUAGUUUGGGACCAAACAAUGAAUACUAUGGAUAGGGUUACAGUUGUGAACUACUGCUUAGGACUCCUGGGUUUGCUACUACUGCAGGGAGUGCUAGAUGUGGAGGGAAGGAGCAUAUUUAACCCAGGAAACCAUGUUUUUAAUCCAAAAGAAGACACAGAUGCCCAGAGCAAGAUUCUGGCACUGUUACUACACAAGAGCUUAGUUCCUGUGGAAAAGGAUGAUCCUCUAGGUCUUGAGCUGGCCAAUAAACUGGCUGAAUUAGAGGAGCUUCAGGCGCUGAAGGAGGACCUGGAGCUGGAGAGGGAGAUCACAGCCAAUUUGGCAGAAGGCAAAUCCAUAACUAGGAAGAGGGGUGAACCUUGCUUCUGGAAGUACUGUGUCUGACAUGGAUGCAAGAGGGGGAGGACCGCUGUGAAAUCUUGCUGCAAAGCCCAACAUAGCCUUAAGACUCAAAACACCAGUAAUAUAAUUACACUGUAUUUAUCCUAGCAAUAUAGUGUUGUACCAUAAACCACAAAGUCACCAAUAAAUCUUUGAUUUCCAAUGCACCCAGGUGCUCUCAUGAGAGAUCUAAGGAAUGCGGCUGUACAUCUUUAAUCUGUAAAUAAGCAGCUACUCACUGGAAAUACUUGAGGGUCAGACAUGACGAAAUGUACUUGACUGCAAAGAUAUAUCAUUCUUUUAGCAGGGAUUUUAUUUGCCUACUGCUUGUGUUUA